Molecule: messenger RNA, 1371 nt
Organism: Aspergillus tanneri
Lineage: Eukaryota; Fungi; Ascomycota; Eurotiomycetes; Eurotiales; Aspergillaceae
Product: putative MFS pantothenate transporter
Exons: 2
Coding region: 1-1371 (456 amino acids)
Biological process (GO): pantothenate import across plasma membrane
Cellular component (GO): plasma membrane
Molecular function (GO): pantothenate transmembrane transporter activity
Source: RefSeq, a predicted model, not a curated record
AUGUGGACUCCCCGCAGUCUCGAAUCCCAGCUGCUUCUCAAAAUCGACUUCUUCAUUCUCUCCUUCUGCUGUCUGACAUAUUUCUUCAACUAUCUCGACCGCUCCAACCUAUCCAAUGCCUAUGUGUCCGGUAUGAAAGAAGAGCUCGCCUUCCACGGCAACCAGCUCAAUGUCAUCAACACCAUCUUCACUAUCGGCUACAUCCUAGGGCAGGUGCCUUCCAACCUGGCCCUGACUUACUUCCGGCCUCGCAUCUUUUUCCCAGCCAUGAUUCUCCUCUGGGGCGGCCUCACCAUGAUCACCGCCGCGGUGCAAAACCCCCAAAGCAUCAUGGCCAUCCGCUUCUUCCUCGGCCUCGCCGAGGCCAGCACCUUCUCUGGAACCCACUACAUCCUGGGCUCGUGGUACUCCGAGCGCGAACUAGGUAAACGAAGCGGUAUCUUCACGGCCUCAGGACUAGCCGGUACCAUGUUCGGUGGAUUUAUCCAAACAGGCAUCCACUCCUCUCUCAACGGCGCGCGGGGUUUAUCCGGAUGGCGCUGGCUCUUCAUCAUCGAUGGACUAAUCACCCUUCCCAUUGCUAUCUACGGGCUCUUUCUCUUCCCCGACACGCCCACCACCACUAGAGCCCCAUAUCUCACCCCGUCAGAACGUGCCUUUGCAGUCUCUCGUCUAACAAACACCAACGCCCACCGCGCCUCACUCAAUCGCGCAUUUCUCAAACGUCUCUUCACCACUUGGUACUGGUGGGCCUUUGUCAUCUUAUGGGUCAUAGCCGGGGAGACCGAAUCCUUUUCAUCUAACUCUCUCCUAGCUCUGUAUAUGAAAGCGCACCCGACAAUCUCGUACACCGUUGCCCAAUUGAACAAUUACCCCACAGGCGUCCCCGCCGUCGGUAUCAUAUCCACCCUGUUCUGGGCAACGUUGACAGAUUUCCUGCGCGGGAAACGCUACCUCGUUGGUUACUUUAUCGGGGUGACAGGUAUUGCCACCGCGGUUUUGAUUCUAACCCGCUUCGACUCCACCCCGACGGUCUUUGCGGCUUAUUAUUGGGCUGGCGCUGUGUAUGCCUGUCAGGCGACGUUCUUCGCCUGGUGUAAUGAUGCAAUGCGAUCACAGGAUGCGAGACAACGUUCUGUCGUUAUUGCUAGUAUGAAUAUGGGGAAUAAUGCCGUUAAUGCCUGGUGGAGUAUCUUGUUUUAUUCCGCAGAUUUGGCGCCCCGGUUUAACCGUGGCAUGUGGGCGAUGAUCGGGUGUUCGGUUGCCUUGGUGGUUUGGACGACUGCCAUUGUGUGGAAGACGGUAAAGGAGGAGAGGCGUGCAGAAAUCCCGUCAAAGCCGGAGACUGCGGAAGCGGCGAAACAGGGAUAG